Molecule: messenger RNA, 1192 nt
Organism: Panicum virgatum (switchgrass)
Lineage: Eukaryota; Viridiplantae; Streptophyta; Magnoliopsida; Poales; Poaceae
Exons: 3
Coding region: 335-778 (147 amino acids)
Source: RefSeq, a predicted model, not a curated record
GGUUAAGUUGACACCUUGGUCAGGUACCAUCAGGACCAGUCGAUAAACAAUUCCUAGGGCUUGUUAAAGAAAACUACCACGGGCGUACGGUUACAGCAGAUAUUCUCGGUCCUUUUCUCUUCUUGCUUUGACUGCAUAUCAUCCAUCCCUAGCUAGCUGUACUAACCUUCAACCAUCGCAUCCUUCCUCUCUAUAAAAGGCCAACCACCCCCACACCCUGCUUCCCCUCUCCUCUUCAGCACAUUCUUCUUCCUAGCUUGCAGACUGAUUGACCGAGAGCAUCACACGCACGACCAAUCGAACUGUGUAUAGCUUGUAGGAGAAAUCUCACAGCAUGAGCUGCAGAAGAACCAGUGCAAUGAGUCUUCUUGUAGCUGUCCUACUCAUCGUCUCCUUGCUCACUCUGCACGCCCCUGUCGCCAGUGCUCGCCACGUUGUCGUGCUGAACCCAAACAAUGGACUGAACAGCGAAGGAGAUACUAAGAACCUCGCGAAGGUGCUGGCCUCGGCGUCGACCGAUGAAUCAGCUGCCGCCAGCAAGGGAUUCUCAGGGCGGAAGCUUGGUGCGCCGAACAAAGAAGAAACCAGAGCCACCAUGGGAGCGACGGCGACUUCAGCAGGCUGGCGGCCGCGGACGGUGGAGAUGCGCACGGCGAGGAGGCACGGCGACGCGGCCGCCGAGUUGUACGACAUGCUCCGGAGGGACUACGCGUGGAGGGCGAGCCGCCGCCGGCCGAUCAACAACGGCGCCACGCCGUUUCAGGUGAAGAAGCCCUAGAUGUAGCAAGGCUUCCGGGCACUUGGCCCUGGCCCCUGGGCAUGAUAGUUCGAUCGGUACAUAUAGUUAGAGCUAGCUUAGCAGCUCCUUCAGGGAUUUAGUUGCUAGUCCUAGGUGAUUAGGAGAGUCAGUAAACUUAGUUGCCUAUACUGAAUAAUGCCAUCCGGCCACAAGCCUUGAUCUAGCCUCCAAGCUGGAACAACCUGUUUAGCCCAGACUGCAAUAGCAUGAAUCGUAUUCAUGUGCAGAUGGGCAAUUUUGUCACUGGUGUUCCUGCUUGUUGAGGAUAGAUGCCAUGUAGUGUGUAUACAUCUGCACCAGUAUCAGAUUUGCAGGUGUGCUCAUAUGCUUGUAAGUUGUAACUGUUUCGAUGAUUUACAUAGCAGCCAUUCGGCCUCCUGGGAAGUUCGUCUA